Rhagoletis pomonella (apple maggot) is the source of this 627-nucleotide messenger RNA. RefSeq names its product filamin-B-like. Gene Ontology annotation, molecular function: actin filament binding. NCBI's taxonomy places the organism in Eukaryota, Metazoa, Arthropoda, Insecta, Diptera, Tephritidae. The record is from RefSeq and is a predicted model, not a curated record. The annotation marks the transcript as partial. Gene Ontology annotation, biological process: actin cytoskeleton organization. The transcript has 3 exons.
CCUGUACAAGGUACGCCUUUCUUGGCGAAAUCCUACGAUGCAACUAAAGUGGCAGUGGGCAGCGUAUCGCGUGGCACUGUCGGGCGAUCAGUGCAAUUUACAGUGGACGCUGGCGAUGCGGGCGAGGGUAAUUUGGAGAUUACGAUAUCGGCAAAGGGUCAAAAUAUACCGACGCAGGUGCAUCCACAAGGCAGUGCAAGAUUCUCCGUUUCGUUUGUGCCAACUGAAGCGUGUGAGCACACCAUCAAUGUCACCUUCAAUAAAAUGCCGGUGCCCGGCUGUCCGCUAACCGUGAACAUUAGUGGCGGCAUGUCUGGUCCGCAAGUGUCACUCGGUGGGCCCGGUCCGGUGCAUCAGCCGAAUUCUUUUGUUAUCAAUCACGCUGGCGGUCGCUUGGAAGACAUCGAGGUCAAUGUGGAAGGUAUGUAUGCGGUGAAGUUGUUGCACUCAGAAAGCUCCUCACCACUUUUUUGCAUUCCCUAUUUAUUUGUGUGCUUGUCCAAAUUUUUUCACAACAAAUCCAAUAUGAAAACUCACAGAAAUCACGACUUUUAUCAGCUAAGAAAAUCUCAGAUGGACUUGUCUGUCGAAUCACGAUAUCACAUACUCUCACGUGGCAUGCAGUAA